AUGGACAGCGACGACGAGGAGAUGCGCGACGCCUACUCCUCCUCCGUCGAAGGCGGGGACGACGGCGACGGAGGCGACGACGAAGCGGGGUACGAGGGGGCCCGGGAGGGGCUGAUGGUGAUGGAGGUGCGCUGGUUCGAGGUGGACCUCGACUACGAGUACGACGCGCCCAGGUGGUUCGACCUCGCGCAGGAGGAGGCGCCCGUCGAGGCCGCCGCCGCCGAGAUGUGGUUCGCCGCCGCGCCCAGCUACCCGCCCUCUCCUUUAAUUGCUAUGAUGCUGGCUGAAGAUCUUGGGUUGCCGAACCUAAGAAGCAUUGCAGUUGCAGAAAUAGAUGCUGUGCAUUGCUCGAAGCCGUCGCAAGGAUGUUCCGGUGCAGCUGAACAAAGUAUGUAUCAAUCACAUGUCAAAAUAGGACGGAUACCAUGCUAUGGAAUAUCAAAAAAUGAAAGAAAACCUGCCACUCGAAGUAUUGUGAAGGGGAAUUUCUCCAAGGGGUCCACACUGAUGAAGCCUACAGCCAGUCAAUUAGCCAGGCAAAACAGGCAACAUGAAGUGAAGAAUGUCAUGCCGAGUAAAAAGUCAGUUGGAGUGAGAAGCGAGGGGAGUACCAUGAGCUCAAACGAUUGCACUAACCAAGCUGGUAAAAGGCAGAAGUUAGAAAAAGGCCAUCUCAACAAGGUUGUUCCUACAAGUCAACAUGAAUUAAUCCACAAGGCUCAUGAAAAGAAUGUUAUGAAGAGUAGCUCUGAUCGUGCCACUGGUCUAUCUAAACUGAAGAUUACAGUGCCGAGAGAACCUGAGUUGGCAACUAGGCUAAGAGCAGAGAGGUCAAGGAUUCUAAGAGCAGUGCCAACUAACUCAAAGCAGUUAAAUAAACGGGAUUUGCAGCCUGCUCCUACGACGCAAGCAGCAUUGACCAGAAAGGUCGUGCAACCAUUUCGGGCCCAUCAGCAUGCGAAUGUACAACAUGCCACUGUUCCACCAAACAUGCCAGCGUGUGCGCCUAACCGUGCAAUUAAUCUCCACAACAUCGAUAGAAAACCAGAAGAUUCCAGAGAUGGCACGUUUAAAUUUAAAGCUCAGCGAUUGGAUAAAAAGAUAUUACAAAGCAAAGGAGAUACUGGUUUAUUUCAAAAUGCCAAAAGAAAUCCUACAGUGCCUAAGGAAUUCAACUUGUCAACAUGCCGAAAGAGCAAGCAGGCUCCAUUAUCUGAGCUCUUUAACAAGCUUUCUUUAACCGCCGAAGGCCGCCGUGCCAUGGACCGCCAGGCAGUUGAACGUCCAAAUUACAUCACCACCAAGGAUUGCAAAGAGAACAUGAUUGGUGCCAUUCGUUGCUAGCUCUGACCUACUUAGUCAAGAAGAAUAUUUAUACCGUUCUGUUUGACAAAGGCUGAUUCAGAAUCUCAUUUCUGCACCUGCACAAAGGCUAGGCGUCUCUUUUGGACACUAGGACUCACAGGGGGUGGGCUCAUCCUCCCUUUCUUCAUCAAACAAGAUGAAGCCAUACAUUAUUUAACAUUAAGGCACCC
Molecule: messenger RNA, 1535 nt
Organism: Lolium rigidum
Lineage: Eukaryota; Viridiplantae; Streptophyta; Magnoliopsida; Poales; Poaceae
Product: protein TPX2-like
Exons: 15
Coding region: 1-1344 (447 amino acids)
Biological process (GO): regulation of mitotic spindle organization; mitotic spindle assembly; activation of protein kinase activity
Cellular component (GO): mitotic spindle; nuclear microtubule
Molecular function (GO): protein kinase activator activity; microtubule binding
Source: RefSeq, a predicted model, not a curated record